Molecule: messenger RNA, 1504 nt
Organism: Arvicola amphibius (Eurasian water vole)
Lineage: Eukaryota; Metazoa; Chordata; Mammalia; Rodentia; Cricetidae
Product: probable RNA-binding protein 19
Exons: 4
Coding region: 80-394 (104 amino acids)
Source: RefSeq, a predicted model, not a curated record
UCGCCAAAGAUGGCUGCGUCCAGUGAGGUGGCGUGAAAGUUGUGGAAAGUCGGAGUGGUGGGGUGCGUGAAUCAGAAGCAUGAAAGACCUGGGAGCCAUGUCGCGACUGAUCAUGAAGAACCUCCCUAAUGGGGUGGAAUUCUGCAAGUCCUUUGGAGACCAAACGAAACCCCGAGCCUGGAGCAAACAUGCCCAGAAGCCCAACCAGCCCAAGCAGUCAUCACAAGACUCCAUUCCCUCAGACACUAAAAAAGAUGACAAAAAGGAAAAAGGUGCCCAGUGUCCUGGAGCAGGAGUUCCUGUCACUUCACCAGAAGAGGGCCCAGGUGGCCACGUGGGUAAACGAUGCUUUGUACACCGAGCUCCCAAGAGCAAGGACCAAGCCAGCAAGUGACUCUUCUGAACUUCAACUCCGACUGGGACUCAGGGCAGAAGAGUGAGGAGGAGCCGACUGGAGAGGAACCUGAAGGUGAGCGUACACCCCAGGUACACGUAGGCCUUAGCCUUGCUUGCCCUGCCCGGAUGGACACAAGUACAAUAUACUUGGUGCAAGCAUACAAAGGACACUUUGUGUAACACUCUGGUGACAAGGGCUCCAGGAAAGGGACAGCCAGGUGCUUCCCUCUAGCCAUCUGUGGGCUGAGCAGCCCACCCACAGGUGUGUCUCCCCCCAGGCAGAUCUAGUCACCUGACUCAGCCACUAUUCACUGAGCACGUACAGUAUGCCAGCACAGCUUUGGGGACUGUGGACACAGUGAGAAAAGACCCCAAGAAUCCCUGUACCUGUAGCAUGGGCAAGUGGUUCCCAGUUGAGCAAGUGUGGUGACAGGGUGUGGGGAAGCUUCCCAGAAGGGCUCCUGCUGCUCUAGGGUUUAGUGGUAGGGUGUCUUGUCCUCAUGGGCCCUGCUGUGACUUCUAAGUAGCCAAUCAGAGCACAGAGCUUUGGCCCUAAGUCUACAGUCCACUGUAAGAGCUGUUCUGGUUUAUUGGUGAGGAUGUGGGACUACCUCAGCUCAACCUGGUUAAGUCUGCUGAACUUAAGGAAUGUGGGACUGAGGGUGGGGAGGCCGGGGAAGUAGGGAACAGCCUUGGAGAGGCUCAGAGAAAGGGGCAGCCGAGGAACUGGAGAGGCAGAGGGAGCCAAAGGAAGGAGCUGGAACUUUCCACUGGAGGGUGCUGAACAGAGCUGUAGCCCCACAGUGUGCUCAGAGGACAACACAGGCUGCAGUGUAAGGGAUGGCUGUCCCUCUGCUCAAGCAGGCUUCCCUUUCCUGCUUCCUCUCCCCCAACUCUUGUCAUCCGAGUAUGCCACACCAGGUGUCUGCUGUACUUUAGUGCAAACUAUACUGUUUUCCAGGGACACCAAGAGUAGAGGACAAAGUGUCAGCCAGCAGUCUUGAAUCUGCUCUGGAUGUAGAACUCAGACAUCUGGGCCAUCCGCUCCUAUCAGAGAUUUCUUAGGGGGUCUUCCUUGACCAAAUCUGUUUUUUCUUAACCUGGAAUG